CUACAAUAGAACAUCACUGCUGAUAGAGGGUUCUCGGACAGGGUCUCCAGUUCGCGUUCGGUAGUCAUAAGAGUUGGUUGUAUGUCCGUACAAACGUGGUGACUGGUGUUUAAAAGAUAAAGAGUAUUAACCCACUUAAAGAAUUAUAAGUUUAACCCCAAACAUGUUAUUUUGAAAAAUAAAUAUUUAAAAAAAUAUAUGUGGGAAUAAAAUCAAUUGAGAAGUUUGUUCAAAAGUUGUGACAACGUGAACCGUGUGUGAUUAAUUUUCAAUUUUCCCUUUCUAAUAUCUCUUACUAAAAAAAUAUCAGAAUAUAUUUAAAUCUGUUAUUAUAAUCAGAUAAAUUGAAUGUAUUCAAAGUGUCUGCGAUUUUUUGUGAUUUAGCGGUUCUGCUCAAUAUGAACGAUAUUUUUAAGCAAUUUAUUGGAUAAUUUUUAUCUUCUUCAACAAAUAUUCAAGUUGUUGAUGGAUUUGACCUACCAAAAUAUCUAGAAAGUUGAAUUUGCAGGGAAAUAGAAGAACUUGAACUUUGAUCUUCAAGACAAUCAACAACAUAUUAUCAUUUUUUCAAAAGAGUUGUAUAUAAUGGUACGAGUUUUCUUCUGUUCAAUGAUUUUGCUCUAAUACAAAUAUGGAGAAAACAAUGUUUUUAAAACGCGCUCUAGAGUGAAUUUAUUAAUUUGUACUUCUUAUGAGAAUAUUAAAUUGUCAAAAACAAAAGGAAACUAUCGAACGUACAUAUAAGAUGGCAAGGAACCUGCUAACAAUAAACACACUCGGUUAUUUAUUCGCCUGUAUGCACUUCACAGGAAACGGAAUAAAUUGUUUCCAGAGAUUUUCUGAGCAACCAAAGUAUACAGAAGUAAAUCCAAGCCAGGACGCACUAUUAACAUGCAAAGUUAUUGAUAAAAGAGGGACAUGCUCCUGGCAAAAAGAUAACAAGCCCGUAGGCAUUUAUCCAAAGAAGUACGAAUGGGCAGCACUACCUUCCACCGGAAGUUUGCAUAUGGAUUUGCAACCUCCUCUUCAUAAAGGGGGCGAUUGUUCACUGUGGAUACGUUCGGCUACGUUGGAUUUUGAUGAUGGCCUUUGGGAGUGUCAGGUAACAGCGAGUGACUUUACAACCCAAGAUGCCCUCACAAGUCAUCCAGUGCGAUUAGUUGUCCGAGUGGCACCACAACGACCACGGCUAGAACAUGAGGGUGCUCAUGUCCCGCCAGGGCAUAAUAUCACAGUGGACUCGGGUGCUAUGGCAACCGUGAAAUGUGUAUCGCAUUAUGGUAAUCCACCAGCUACACUUAAAUGGUUCCUAGGUGAGCGAGAGCUAAUGCCUCUAGGUCCUCAAGUUAAUUCUACUGAACCAGACAACCUUAGGACAUGGGCUGCUUCGUCGGUUGUACAGGUGUCAGCGAUUCGUGAACGAUAUGGUGAAAUGCUAAGAUGUGUAGCAUUUCAUGAAUCUUACUCAGCAAAGUCGGUGACAGUUGAGGCGAGGAUGGAUAUAAAAUAUGCUCCAACUAUACAACUUAUUGGGUCCCCUGAAAUUGAUUUGGAAGAGGAUAAAGAUGCUUUGGUAUUGCGAUGUGUGGCAGAUGCAAAUCCCCCAGCAAGUGUGGUCUGGCGGAGAGCGGGCCGCUCGGAAAUUUCAAGUUUACAGGAAUCCUUACAGCUUCGUCCUGUGGGAAGACGUGAUGCUGGUCUUUACACGUGUCAAGCACAGAACUCUGUUGGAACAUCAGAACAAUUAUCUGUGCAACUUGACGUUAAAUUUCCACCAAAAGUUUUAUCCGCUGGUCCAGAUCGUAUAACAACAGCACCACUCUUCAGUCCGGCUGCUUUUGAAUGUGUCGCUGAGGGUAAUCCACCGCCAACUUAUAAAUGGUUUCAGAGGAUCACCAAUGUUUCAAACUAUCUUCAAAGAGGCAGUGAGGCACGGCUAGUUAUUGACAAUGUAACUUACGACUAUCAGGGUGAAUACGAAUGCCGAGCAACAAGCUAUAUAAAUGGCCAAGAACGGACAGCCAUAUCGGAGCCAGUAUCCUUACAGGUUGUAGGAGCACCACAGGUUCUGCGACUGAAUCCAUCUAUGCAUUCGAUUUCUGUAAAAAAAGGUGAAUCUGCUAGCCUAUCUUUGGUAGUUUGUGCUGAUCCAAGACCUUACCGAGUCGCUUGGGAAUGGGGUUCAUUGCGAUUAGAAGCUGGAGCGGGAGCUGCGGACCGAUUUCAUGCCGAUGAUGUUGUACAGGACUCUCGAGAAGAUUGUUAUUUGGCAACAUUACAUAUUACAAAAACAGAUGAGUACGACUCAAGGCCUUAUUACUUGGUUGUGGAAAAUGAACGAGGUAUCGAUCGACACGCCAUUCAUUUGAACGUGGAGGGUACGUUCGCAGAACCCUUGGAGAUGAGCUACUUAAUGGGCAUAGCUGGAGGUUGCUUAGCAGCAGCAUUAAUUUUAAUCUGCUUGUGUAUAUACGCGGUUCGGGAGAAACAAUGCUGUUUCAAAGGAGGUUCUGGCUAUAAAUCAUCAGAUAAAGACAGUGAGAAAGCUGACUUAAAAUCCCGAUCAGACAGCACAAGUGGGCCUCAUGGUGAUUCAAUUUAUACAACUCCCGCGGGUUUUCAUCAUCAAAACCACCAGCAACAUCCUAGUCACCAUGGAUCACCUGAUGCAAUGAAGAACUAUACAAAUAAAUGUAACUUUGUUCAAAUUUUGCUAUGACAACAAAUUAAAUUUUCAUUCGAAUUCAAAUAUCCCAAAACAGCUGAUAUUUCGUUGGUCCAUUUAUAUAGAUGAUUCACCCUCAUUGGGAUUAUAUUUUACAAGACAAAUGUGUCGCUCAAAGCCUUAUCCCUGUACCGCAUAUGUGAAUCCUUCUGACAAGAUUUUUAGAGGAAACAGCUAUUAGGGUCAAUAUAGAUUAUACAGCAAAUGCAAUAAUUGUUUCUGCAAAGUGAACAAUCUCACUGGCCAGUUAUCAUAAUGUAAUUACUUUAAGUGUAACAUUCUUGCAAAUUAACUUCAAACAUUUGAAAGAAAAUUAGAAUUUAAUAAAAAUGUAUGUAAAUAUGCUAUACGGAUAAACUUGGAAAACAUUUUUGAAAACAAAUUUCAUAAACAAGAAAGUCAAAAAUUCUUUAAGAAAAUUAGAUCUAAAACAUAUACCAAAAUUGUGGCUGUGCAGAACAAAGAAUCAAUUUAGCCUAGAAAUUUUACUACAACUUCAUUAUGUCUUUAUUCAAACAAAGUUCACUAAAACUGCGUGAUUUUCUGCAAAACGAUAACCAUGUAGAGAAAUAAAAUAAUUAUAAAAGAACACACAACCAAAGAUUGAGCACAUGACACAUUUUUUAUUUGUUUUUAGUCAUUCACCUAUAUAAAAGAAAAAUGUAUAAAUGAUCUGCUAGAAGUUAACGUAAGAAUAUGAUUUGUGCAAAAUAAACUGCCAAAACAGCCUUGAGUAAAUAUAGUUAGAUUACUAUUUUCUUGAACGAUUCCCUUUUUAAAAUUUUCUUUCAUUUUUGUUAAAGGCUUACUUAAGCUAAGUUGUCUGAUGUACUUAUGAUUUUCCUCUUUCUAGCUGAUUACUACUGCGUUGUUAGGUUCAGCAUUUCAAAAAAAAAAACUCAAUAGUAUUUCUGAACAAUAAACAUGAGUAGUUAUUUAAAAAUCAUCUUCAUAAUCAAUGAUUGUUUGAUUUAUUAUUUCUUUUCAUUUUUGUAAACUCGUAUGAUAUCAUUCAUCAUUCUAUUACAAGUUUUGUGUAUUUUCUAAUAUAUGUAUCUUAUUAUUUACUUUGAACUUUAUAUAUGGUUGUGCGACAAUAUACUAGUAAUACACAAAGACUUUUGAACAACCAUGAAAAAAGGAAACAAACAAAUUGAACGGUUUCUGUGUGUUGUUGUCUGCAUUCUUUGCCUAAAACGAAGUGAAGCGCAAAAAAUCGAAUAAAGAAAUUAUAUUAAAAUAACGAAUAUCUUUUCUAUUGAAUUAGUUCUUAACUUUAUUUAUAUUUCAUUAAAAAUAAUAAUUUCAGAGGUUUAUUUCUUUUAAAUAUUUUUUUUCAUUUAUUAUUUUACUCAUGUGCAUAUGAAAAAUUUAUGUUAUAUAGUAUUUCCUAAAAUAUAUCUUUAUAGCCAACCCAAAGAGAAUGUUUUUGAUUAUAUUAAAUUUUUUGUUCAGCUAAAAUUAAGAGAUCAUUUUUCCGGAAAAUCCCUGUAUUUUUAAUUAAUUUAGUGCUUUCAUACAAAAAAAUAGUGCGUUUUAUAAUUUAUAUGUAAGAAAUCAAAAUUUUACCUUCAUUUUUUUAAAAAAUAUAAUAUAAUAUGCAAUUGAAAAUUAAAAGUUUUAAGGAAAAUAUAAUAUACAUAAUUAUGACUUGGGAAUGUGUGUUUUAUUUACUUCGUUGUUCUUUAGUUUGUCUGUUAUGCGUGCAAGUAUUAAAGAACACGUUCUUACAUUUUUAUACAGAGAUAAAUUAUUUCUGUUUACAAUUACAUGUCCUUUAAAAAAACAUAUGUGUCGUUUUUCUUUGUAAAUGCAUUAAGCCCGGUAUGAAUAUGUAAUAAGUUUUUAUUAAUUUAAUUUCUUAAAUUUAGUUGUUUAAGAAAUUAAAACAAAUUAUUAUAAACAAAAUAUGAACUACGCAUUGGUAUUCUAUAAAACAUCAAGAUAGUCAAUUAUUUCUCUAUUUUGUAUUACGGUUAUGAUAUGAACAUUUAUAAUAAGAUAAUCCUUGUCAUGUUUUAAUGUUAAAAGCCAAACUUUAUCAAAAAUUGAAGAUACUUCGUAUCUAUAAAUAUUUUAUUUUACUUUGACGAAGCUUAAAAAUAUUUCUAAAAUAAAUUGUAUUUUAUUUGUCUGU
Molecule: messenger RNA, 4862 nt
Organism: Eupeodes corollae
Lineage: Eukaryota; Metazoa; Arthropoda; Insecta; Diptera; Syrphidae
Product: hemicentin-2
Exons: 16
Coding region: 692-2719 (675 amino acids)
Biological process (GO): cell-cell adhesion
Cellular component (GO): cell-cell junction
Molecular function (GO): cell adhesion molecule binding
Source: RefSeq, a predicted model, not a curated record